Dendrobium catenatum is the source of this 948-nucleotide messenger RNA. RefSeq lists its product as uncharacterized. The transcript has a single exon. The record is from RefSeq and is a predicted model, not a curated record. Lineage: Eukaryota; Viridiplantae; Streptophyta; Magnoliopsida; Asparagales; Orchidaceae. The coding region runs from base 1 to 948 and encodes 315 amino acids.
AUGGCGCAUCAAGAAACCGCCGCCUCCUCCACCGGAGUCCCUACGAACUCCGUUUCAACGCCGUCGCUCAUUCCGCCAGCCCUCAAGUUAGUAAUUUCGAAUCUUAAACUUCUUGUUCCUCACGCUCUUACGCCGGAUAAUUUUCCGAUAUGGAGCACGCAAAUAGCUAAGUUGUUCAAGGCGAACGGAUUUGCGAGCUUUUUUGAUUCCUCUGUCGCGCAAGAAAAUGCCGAUCCGAAUCAAGAUCCUCAAAUAAGCCGCAUCACCGAUCAAAAUCUUGCAAUGGCAAUGUGUUCAACCAUUUCGCCGGCGGUUCUACCGUACGUCAUCCAUCUCGAAUCAACGAGCGAAAUCUGGACGACUCUUCAUACAAGAUUUCAGUCGUCAAAUCGAUCCAAAGUGAUUCAGCUCAAACAUGAGUUACACAACGUUUCGAUGCAAAAUUCAUCCAUGACUCAGUAUCUCACUGACAUAAAGAAGAUCGUGGAUCAGAUUUCGUCCGCAGAGUCGUCUGUCGAUCCGGAAGAUGUAAUCAUAUACAUCUUGAAUGGUCUUCCUCCCGAGUAUCUGCCGUUCACAACGAGCAUACGCACGAUGCAAGGUCCCUUGUCCCUGGAUACUCUGUACGCGCUCCUUAUGAGUGAAGAAAUUCAUCUCAAAACAGCUGCACUCAAGUAUCCUAAACCACCGGACACACAAUCGGCUCUCUACACGUUCAGAGGUCAUGGUCGCUGUGGUCGAGGACGAUCGGGUCAAGAGCAUCCUCCGCCAAGCAAAUCUUCCCAGAAUUCGGGCAUCAUCUGUCAAAUUUGUAAAAAGAAAGGGCAUCUCGCUGACGCGUGUUGGCACCGGUUAAACAUCAACUACGUACCGAAUUCUACAAACACUUCUUCAAAACAAAACCCGGCAUUGGUAGCUACCAAUGACAGCAAUUCGGCGGUUGAUUGA